Molecule: messenger RNA, 5386 nt
Organism: Oryctolagus cuniculus (rabbit)
Lineage: Eukaryota; Metazoa; Chordata; Mammalia; Lagomorpha; Leporidae
Gene: ZBED4
Product: zinc finger BED-type containing 4
Molecular function (GO): DNA binding; protein dimerization activity
Source: RefSeq, a predicted model, not a curated record
GGGCCCUGGGAGGGGCGCAGCGUCCGGCGGCGUCGCGGGCGGCGGCGGCGGGGCCGGGGCGCGGGGAGGGGCCGCGGGGGCAGACAAAGCCGCGGCUAAUGAAUGGGAGCGCGUCCGCCCGCGCCGCCGUCGUCCUGCCCCGGAGCCGCGCCGCCCGAGGCCCGGCGCCCGGCUGAGGAGAGACCGCAGAGCGAGGUUCUGGGGGAAGGUGCCCUCCGAACCAGGAAGCAGACCCUCAGCAGAAUGCAGCUGCCGGCCCUCUGACCUUGGGCGUCCCGCCUCGGGAACGGAGAGAAGUGGUGUGAACUCAGUUACCCGAGUGCCUCCUACGGGCUGCGCUGGUGGAAGCUGAAGUCAGGAGUUGGAGUCGGGCUCUGUGAUGCCGAGGACGCGGGCGCUGCAGGCGGAGUGGCACGGGUCCUGUCUGCACGUGAGAAGCCCGUCUGCCCUGCAGAGCCGCACGCCGAUACCAUGAAGGGCUUAGCCACAGACUCUCCGGACGGCAGUGCCGAGUGCUCCAGGGGUCGUGCGGUGUGCGUGUCAGCGAUGUGCGGGAGCAGCCAGAGAGGCGGCGGCGUCACGCAGAGGCCGCGGCCGUCUCCCCGCAGGGGCACACACGAGCCUUUGUGUCUGUUUUUUAUUCUAAGAUGCUGACAUAACAAAUCAAGCAGAAUAGUUAUGGUCAGUCAUGGAGAAUGACCAGGAAGCUCGUCCCAGAGGGGAUGAGGAUUUGGAUUCUGUAAAUUUUAAAAUAGAAGAGGAGGAUGAUCAGAUUCCUGGUCACGGUUUGGAAAGAAUGGCCUUCCCGAGCGAGCAGGAGGACGUGAGGCAGACAGACAGCGGGGAUGAGCAGGCCGAGGCCGGAGGGCCGGGCCGCCCCUGUGCGCCGCCCGAGAGGGAGAAGGACGACGAGUACGGGCCUCUGUUCUCGCGCUACAGCAGCACGCUGUACGACGUGGCCAUGGAGGCCGUGGCCCAGAGCCUGCUCUCCAGCCGCCACGUGAGCUCCAGGAAGAAGUCGCCCGCCUGGAAGCAUUUUUUUAUCUCGCCCAGAGACAGCACGAAGGCCAUCUGCAUGUACUGCAUGAAGGAGUUCAGUCGGGGCAAAAACGAGAAAGACUUGAGCACGAGCUGCCUCAUGCGGCACGUCCGCCGGGCGCACCCCACGGUGCUCGUCCCGGAGAACGGGGGCGUGGCCGCCGUGGCCGCGCUGCCCUCGGCCUCGCUCCUGCUGCCCUCGCAGCCGGCGGACGUGGGCGACCUCGGCUCCGUGCUCUCGCCCGCGAAGCUGGUGCAGAAGAUGGCCUCGAAGAUGCCGUCCCCCGACCGAGUGACGGAGGAGUCGGUGUCCGUGGUGUCCUCUGAAGACGUCUCCUCGGACAUGUCUGUUUCUGACAAGUGCGGCAGGGAAGAGGUCCUGGCAGGGGCGUCGCCCCAGCUGCCCGCCCUCCAGUACGACGACGCGGCAGAGGGCUUGGCGGAGAAGAGCCUCCCGCUGCCCAAGAGCGCGUCUGGGUCCAGGCGGCGGUCGGCCGUGUGGAAGCACUUCUACCUGUCGCCCCUCGACAACUCCAAGGCCGUGUGCAUCCACUGCAUGAACGAGUUCAGCCGCGGCAAGAACGGGAAGGACCUGGGCACGAGCUGCCUCAUCCGGCACAUGUGGCGGGCGCACCGCUCCAUCGUGCUGCGGGAGAACGGGGGCGGCCCGGGCAUCCCGCCCCUCUACUCGGCCUCGCCCACCCUGCUGCCCGCGCUGCUGCCUCCCGAGGGCGAGCUGCACGCUGGGUCCUCCCCAGGGAAGCUGGUCGGAGAGUCGCGCUCGGCCGCCUCCUCCCCCGACAGGCUGGCUGACGACCUGCAGUCGCGACUGAACCCUGGAGACGCGUUCCUGGAGGACGCGUCCGUGCUGUCCUCCUCCGACGACGUGGGAGAGGCCUCGGCCGUGUCCUCCCCGGAGAAGCAGCAGGCUGACGAGCCGAGUCCCCGGCGGCCGGAGGCCGGCACCGUCUUCCAGCAGAACAAGAAGGUGAUGAAGAGGCUGAAGUCGGAAGUCUGGCACCACUUCUCGCUGGCCCCCAUGGACAGCCUCAAGGCCGUGUGUCGGUACUGCGGCUGCGUCAUCAGCCGGGGCAAGAAGGGCGACGUGGGCACCAGCUGCCUGAUGCGCCACCUGUACCGACGCCACCCCGAAGUCGUCGGGGGCCAGAAGGGCUUUCUGGGAGCCAGUCUGGCCAACUCUCCGUACGCCACGUUGGCCUCUGCAGAAAGCUCCUCCUCCAGGCUGGCCGACCUGCCGGCGGCGGUCAGCAGGGGCAGUCAGGCCACGUUUCCUGUGAGUAGCAAGAAGACCUCGAAGUUGUGGAACCACUUUUCCAUUUGCUCCGCAGACUCCACCAAGGUGGUGUGCCUGCACUGCGGCCGCACCAUCAGCCGGGGGAAGAAGCCCACCAACCUGGGCACCAGCUGCCUCCUCCGGCACCUGCAGCGGUUCCACGGCAGCGCGCUGAAGCCCGACGCCCCCGUGCCCCGCGGGCCCCCAAGCGCGGAACUGCCCGGGGCGCCCUCCUUUGACACCACCGAGAAGUUUUACGAUUCUCACCCGGUUGCCAAAAAGAUCACAAGCCUCAUAGCCGAGAUGAUUGCACUUGACCUCCAGCCCUACUCUCUGGUGGACAGCGUCGGCUUUAACCGGCUGCUGGAAUACUUGAACCCUCAGUACUCUCUGCCCUCUCCUUCCUACUUCUCCAGGACGGCUAUCCCGGGCAUGUACGACAACGUGCAGCAGAUCAUCGUGUCGCACCUGAGGGGAGCCGAGAGCGGGGUGAUCCACUUCACGUCCGGCAUCUGGAUGAGCAACCAGACGCGGGAGUACCUGACCCUCACGGCUCACUGGGUCACCUUCGAGUCGGCGCGGCCCCACUGUGAGGACCACCACUGCUCAGCACUUUUGGACGUGUCGCAGGUCGACUGCGACUACAGCGGCAACAGCAUCCAGAAGCAGCUGGAGUGCUGGUGGGAAGCCUGGGUGACGUCCAUCGGCCUCCAGGUCGGCAUCACGGUCACGGACAACCCGAGCAUCGCCAAGACCCUGAACGAGGGGGAGCACUCGAGCGUGCAGUGCUUCAGCCACACGGUGAACCUGAUCGUCAGCGAGGCCAUCAAGAGCCAGAGGAUGGUGCAGAACCUGCUGAGCAUCGCGCGGAAGGUCUGCGAGCGGGUGCACCGCUCGCCCCGGGCCAAGGAGAAGCUGGCGGAGCUGCAGCGGGCGUACGAGCUGCCCCAGCACCACCUGCUGCAGGACGUCCCGUCCAGGUGGAGCACCUCGUUCCACAUGCUGGAGCGGCUCAUCGAGCAGAAGCGGGCCGUCAGCGAGAUGGCGGCCGAGUGCGAUUUCAGAGAGCUGAUCAGCUGCGACCAGUGGGAGGUCAUGCAGUCCGUGUGCCACGCGCUGAAGCCCUUCGAGGCUGCGAGCCGGGAGAUGCGCUCCCGCGUGUCCACGCUGAGCCAGGUCAUCCCCAUGAUCCACAUCCUCAACAGGAAGAUGGAGACGCUGGCCCAGGAGACCAUGGGCAUCGACACCAUGCUCAAGUCUCUGAAGGAGGCCAUGGUCAGCCGGCUGGCCGCCACCCUGCACGACCCCAGGUACAUCUUCGCCACGCUCUUGGACCCUCGUUACAAAGCCUCCCUGUUCACGGAGGAGGAGGCCGAGCAGUACAAGCGAGACUUGAUCAGGGAGCUAGAACUAAUGAAUUCUACCUCAGAUACCACGCCUGCCUCCAGCGGCUGCGACGCGGGCUCCCCCUCGAAGGACUGUGCCAGAGGGGAUGACCUGUGGUCACUCGUGGCCAAGGUGAAGAAGGAAGGUCAGAGAGAGAAGUUGCCUGAGGACAUGGUGCUCGCGUACCUGGAGGAGGAGGCGAUCGACCACAGCUGUGACCCGCUCGCCUACUGGGCCCUGAAGAAGGCCGCCUGGCCGGGGCUGUCCGCGCUGGCCGUCAGGUUUCUGGGCUGCCCGCCCAGCACCGUCCCUUCGGAGAAGCUGUUCAGCACGCCCACCGAGAGCGGCAGCUGCGGCCAGUCCAGGCUCAUGAUGGAGCAUUUUGAGAAACUGAUCUUCCUGAAAGUGAACCUCCCCCUAAUAUACUUCCAGUAUUGACACUCGACAGAGCCGCCCUCACGGGGAGCCUCUGCCUGGGCUCUCGCUCGCUCCCGCUGGGGCCGUGCACGACAUGGACCAGGCACUCUCAGGGCCACCCUCCAGCGCUCACCGUAAUGUCUCCGCGUGCCUUACUGCUCCUCCAGGCCAGGGAUCGCGGUGUUUUAAGUCCGCUAGACAUAGCCAGUCUUGUCGAUUAUGAAAUGCGAUUAGGUUUUAAUUCAUAGCUGUAAAGUUUUUUACAAGUCGGGGGUUAGUGAUUUGUUUUACUAGCGCGGCGAGAAGAUGUAAACGAUUUUGUUCUGUCGGCUUUUUAUUCAAUUAUGUAAAAACACAAAUCAGGUACUGUACUUUAGCUAAAACUGCGCUGAUUGCAGCAAGGGCUUCUGUGGCCGUCAGGCGAGGUCUGGGAGUGGGAGGCGGCGGUCAGGCCGCGCUGACCGAGCGGUUUCUCACUGCAGGCGCUAAGCAAGCUGAGGAGGAAGGGAGCCCUCUAGGUGGAAGGAGACUGUUCACGGCGACCCAGACUUGGCAUUGGAGAGCUUGGCUGCACUGGGCGUGGCGUGGAGACUGGUCCGCCGGCUGUCAGUCACCGGGCCGCUCCCAUUUCAGGUUCUUGCAUUCAGGUUUCCUCCCAUCAGAACUCAGAGAUGUCCCACUGUUCUCACGAGGGCCCUUGCCACGGGACCUCAGUGUGUCACUUCAUGCUGACUGCUGGCCAGUGCCUGCUGGUCAAACCCCCACGCCACUGACUGCGUCUGCCGAAGUGCACCGGCCCCCAGUCUGGUCAGAUUACGUGGAAGGUUCUAGAAGAGAUGGCGUAUCAACAGGAAAGCAGCUUGUCAUGUUCCAGUUGUAGGGGUAGCCUUAGCCUUAGGUGCUCAGGUUUUUGUUUUUGUUUUUGUUUCGUGAUAGGGAAGAUUUAGCCAUCACUGGGGUAUCCUAGAAUCCUGAGGACAUCAGAAUGAAAUGAAAUAUCAGUUGUCAGGUUCUUUAACAGUGUCUCUGGAGUUUUUGCUUUAAUAUCUUUUUAAAAAGUUCAUUUUCUCAUUUCAGAUCAGUUAAAUAUUCUGAGUGAGCUAAAUCACUCAUUUGCCUAUGACCUUUUGAAAAAGUUGUUUAAAAUACUGUACCUAUGCUUAAUCUAAAUUUGCAUUUGACUAUGGUUUAGUGUAUUUAUAAAUGGUGAACUCAGUUUCUGAAAUUAAACUUUUUAUUUGCAGUUUUCUA